GGGGGAAAAAAAUCAGGUGGGGAGAGGGAGGUGAAGUGGAAGGUUGAUUGUCACACUGAGGCACGGUUUCGGAAGGGUUUGGCCAGUCGGUGUUAUCACAGCGGCUGGAGGAGGGGAAGCAAACGCCCGGCAGAUUGUAAUAUUCACGGCUGGGUGAUUGACGGCACCAUCGCCAUCUCUUGCCGGUGUCAAUGUGUGAAGUUAUUCGAUGCCAUUGACGAGGCGGAAUCUAAUAGCCAGACUCUCAUUAGGAUCGGGUUUAGAACCACGGGAAAGAUGAGGCAUCAGAGUAGCAUCGUGUUGCCGGCUCUGUAGAACUGUAUGCAUGCUUCACUGUACAAACUGGACCAGUUUACAGCCAUCUUCACUUCACUGGACUUGACAUAGUAGUUGACAUUGAGAAUGUACAUUCAUGUAUGUUAUGUGUGGACAGCUAAGCGGAGAAAUUUUACUGAAACGGUCUAUUUUAUUGGACAACUCCGAUAUUGGUAACCUGAGUUUUGAUGGCUGUUUCAACAAGCAUGCGGCUGAAUGCCAACUGACUCUGUGUGCGCAAGGAGACACAGGCGGUUAAUGCACUCAGCACACCCGCUCUCCCUUCUCACUCAUUGAGGGACGAUCUCGUGACAGACGGCAUCCUGCGAAUCACUUAAAAUAUCUGGCUCAUCUGGGGGCUGCUAUGUCAAGCCGUGGUCCCUGCUGGGAAGAUAGUUCAGCCCUGCGACUUGAUGAAAUGUCGUCAAGUCUCUUAUCUUCCCAUCCCCCCCUUCCCUUUGCAUGCAGAGACCACAGAUCCAUCUUCCCUCCGUUAAUGGGAGGUCAGAGCUGACGAGAGACAACAGGAGUGUGAAAAGAGUCAGGGAGGUGCCUCGGUAGCUGGGGAGCUGUGAUCACAGAGUCAUCGUCACUCGUUCAAACACGGCAUUAGGAGGGUUUAGAAGGAAGAGAUCUGUAAUCAAUGAGGAAAAUUUUGCAAAUGGUAGAGGUCACUGCACAGACAAUUUGAUGAGCACGUUUGGACUGAAUUGGGAGGAGCCGUUGCCACAGUAACAGGCAGCUUUUUUUCCCUCAUCCAUCCUCUAAGGAAUUUCUCCUUUAGCUUCCAGGUGGAGUUCUGGAGAUGGACACAGGGGCCGAUCGGAAUAUUGAUGAAACAGAGACUGCAUCAUCAAUCUGCUGCUGAGGCUAACCUUCAAGAUGGCUUUUCCCAGAUGACAAGAACAUCUUAAUUGAUGCAGAUGUGUGUACUUUUGAUGAGAAACACCCAGAGAGAGAAGAAUGUACUCACUGCACAAUAUUGUACUUGCUCAGUGUACUGUCUGUCGAGGCACUCGUAAUGUACCUGCACUUUUCACCGAUGGAUGUGAGCUUUUUAAGAAUCCAUUGAGCAGUGCAGCUUGGUGGACAGACCGGGAGAGCGGAUAGAAAGAGCUUCAUCUGUCAGCUGAUGCACCGGGUAAGUGGCUCUGGUCUGCCGACCAAAGCUGGUGAUGUGUUGUGUUAGGCACUGCCGGGAACAUUGGCACCAUCACACGAACAUUGCCACUAACGCGAUAGGCCCAGGAAGGCUUAGUCAUUAGCAGACAGCUAAUGACAAACCACUUAGCAUUCUGCGAGGGGGAAAUCUACAGUGUACGUGCACCGCAAAAGCUCACUGAUCGUGUCAGCGUCAGCCAGUGUGGCAGUCUUGUUUCUCUCGCUUUGUGGGGUACUGACGAAGAGCCCAACUGCAGGGUUUUUUUGUUUGUUUGUUUUUAAGUUUGGAUUUAGACCAUAUCGUGUACACAUUGGAUGGAUUAAUUGACGGAAGGAACAAAAACGCUACAGUGUAUUGGCUUUUCCUGUGAUGCACUUCCAUUCCGGCUCAGUUGAAACUGACUUUCUGGCCCUCCGGUGGGGCAUCACAACCUCUCAAACUUCCCCAAGGAAUCAUAAUAAUAACGGCCGAUACCUUAGACCACAAAGACCGCAUGUGCACUCUGUGUUUGUGUAUGUCCCAUCCUGUUAGCAUUUAUCAGCGUUGAGUGGUGUAGACGUGCUGUGUGUCGUGGCUUGCCCGAUGCAACAACUUGUGACAGAGAGAAAGAAAAAACUCAUGUUUCUACAUUAAUUGUUGGCUCAGCAGUCGGCUUGUAUAAAUUGCAGGCGGGACAUCUGACAUCGGAGUAUAUCGACACCUGUGUGACGUAGAUAAAGAGAAAAAUUUACGUCUUGUCAAGGCUUGGCUGUGUCUGUGGGUGCCUGUUGUGGCCAGUUUGUUUACCAAGGAGGGGAAUGGUUUGAUGCCUGUGGAACUUGUGCAAGUUGUGCUUGACCUGUUAAACCCAGAUCGGGAUUAGUUACCCAGAAUGGCGAAUGUCAACAGUGGUAAUGUGUGCCCGACAGCACAGAGGACAACACGUACCAAUGCAGACAUGUUACACCUGGCUGCCCUAGCCUCGUUAAAGGGAGAGAUCAUCGAGCUGACGAACCGGCUACAGAGAGUCAGCGCCGAGAGAGAUGUUCUGGACAAGAAACUGGGCAAGGCACAGGUGGAGAGAUCACGGCUGUUGCGGGAAAACGAAGAUAGAUUAGACCAGCAAGCUGUGCGGUACGAGGAGAGAAUAACGGAGCUGCAUAGCGUCAUAGCUGAGCUGAACAAGAAAAUAGACAGAUCACAUGGCGUCGCAUUCAGGGAAGAAGAUGAGUUCUCACAGUCUGCCUCAAGUCCGCACAGCAACAUCAGCAACAGCGGCGGCAGCUGUAACGGCAGCUUUCAGGGCAGUGACUCUGCUAACAUUGAUCAGUGCAAUGAUUUAUCGGCCGAGCUGUCCAGGGUAGUGGGCGAGCUGGAAUGCGCCGUGGAGGAGCGCAAGGGGACCGACACCUACCGGCAGCACAUCGACACGGCCGACCACACCAUCAAGCAGCUGGCCAGUGCUUCCCAUCAGGUAGAAAAGAGAUCUCUAGAGGCUGUCCAGGAAGUCGAGCGUCUGCAAUAUGAGGGCGGGUCUGCCACCGACCACUCCCCCGCCACGCCCAACGGCUUCCAGGGCCAUGCCCAGCGGGACCAGCACCGGCGGCGCAGCAGCCUGGAGCAGGAGCUGGAUGUGCUGCGGGACGAGAAUGAGAAUCUGAACACCACGCUGUCCAUGAAGGAAGACGAGCUGCAGAAGAUCAAGGCCAACCUGAUCGCCAUCCGGGACGAGAGGGACAAGCUCAGGAAGAAGGUUCGGGACCAGCAAUCACGCAAUACUGACCAAUUGCCCGGUGCCUCGGCCAGCAACCUCAAACAGCAACAACACCAGCAGGGCUACACGUCGUCGUCCUCCGAACAACUCAGCUCCCCGGGCUACCGGCCCACCCCCAAUCCCAGCAACGUCAACGCCAACUCUGCCUUGCCCAACGGCGAACAGCUGGGCGUUUACGGUAGCGAGAGGCGAGGCGGCAUGCCCGUUGCCAAGGUGGCCGAGCGGGUGCGAUUAAAGCCAUCGCGAUCACUCGAUAGCUCAUCGAGAUCGGGCUCGGAGAAAGGCGUGACAGGGUCGGACUUGAACAGCGUUGGGCUGACCAACCCCAAGGUAGCUGAGCACCUAGCCCGCUCGCUGCAGGAGUGCUCCAGCGUGCAGGAGAUCCUGCAGGCCCUGGGCUCGCACGGCCUGCCGGUCCCCGAGAGCAAGGCCCGAGAGAUCGAGGUGGAGAUGGAGCGGCUACACAGCAAGAUCGAGCACCUGCGCUCACAGAACGACCUGCUGCAGCUGACGUUAGAAGAGAGCAAGUCCAACGCCGACCGGCUGACGCUGCUGACGGGGAAGUACGAGAGCAACAACACGGCGCUGCAGCUGGCCGUCAGCUACGCCGAUCAGGCGGCGGAGGCCUUCGACGUCCUGCUGAUGCUGCUGGAGACAGAGCAGCAGGUUCUGUUGGCCAACUGCCGGGCGGCAGGGGUCGGUGGCUUCGGAACAGGGGAGAGCUCGGAAGGCUCAGACUCGGAGGAGACCACCAUGAUGCUGAAGCGGGUCCACGAAAACCGCAAGGCAGCAGAGAACAUGGCCAAGGCCCUCCUGCAGCGGCUGGACCGGAGCUGCGGGACCAUGGUGUGCCACGUCCCCGGAUGCACGCUGCAGCCCUGGGAAGAUGUGUCCUCACACAGUCACACCAGCACCACCAGCUCCACGGCCAGCAGCUGCGACACAGAGUUCACCAAGGAGGACGAGCAGCGGCUGCGGGACUACAUCCAGCAGCUCAAGAACGACAAGGCAGCGGUGCGGCUGACGGUGCUGGAGCUGGAGAGCGUGCACAUCGACGCCGUCCCUUCCUCCUCCUCUUCCUCAGGCCAGGAGUGUCUGAAGACGGACAGCCAACGACUGGACCUGGAGAACGCCGUCAUGAUGCAGGAGAUCGCCGCCCUCAAGGAGGAGAAAGCCGAGCUGAAGGCCCAGUUCUACCUCCUGGAGAAGGAGAAGAAGGCAGCGGAGCUCAAGAUGAGCUCCCGGGAUGCCCAGGAGCAGGCCUACCUGGCCCAAAUCGACCACCUCAAGGCAGAGGUGGAGGAAAAGAAAAGCAAAGACGUCGUGCCCAGGAGCCCGAAGCAGUUCGGCAUGGAGCCCACCUCAACGCCUUCCGUCACCCUGGCUGAGCUGAGCCACCUAGAGGACCCUAGCAUCUCGGCGGACGUGGCCGAGAUGGCACGGCGGGAGAAGAAGCUGCGGGCAAAGAUCCACGAACUGAUGGCCACCAUCGAGAAGCUCCAGAAGAGCUCUGAGAUGCGGCACCAGCAGUCGGCUGAGUUCAUCGCUGACCUGAAGCGAGCCAACAGUGCCCUUGUCACGGCCUACGACAAAGCCAAGAAGAAACACCAGAACAGACUCAAGAAACUGGAAGCCCAGAUGAUGGCGAUGGUGGAGAGGCACGACACACAGGUUCGGAUGCUGAAGCAGAGAAUAGCCUUACUGGAGGAGGAGAACCAAGCCACCAGGCCGCCACAUAACGAGACGUCCCUCUAGAGCAACCCCAGUCUGUCAUUGCCUAUCACCCCCCCUCCCCCUGCCCGCCACCACCACCACCAAAGAAUGUCUUCAUCCCGCCUUGAGUCUGCCUUGACAGACGAAAAACUGUAGUGUGUGCCUCUGCUGUCCAACGGACGGUGCUUCCACGAAGACCAAUGCGUUGAAAUCUUCCCGACAGAGCCAGUACAUCUGUCAAGAUAUUGACCAGCAGAUUUAUGUCCUUCUCUCUGAACUUGUUUGGAUGCUAACGGCGCAUCUAUGACUCUCGCAAACGUGGACCCAGAUAUUUUUUACUCGUGAAAAGGGGAGGAUCAUCACUUUCUUGGUUUGUGUUCCUACCGAGGUCAGAUUUGAGACUAGAUGUAGAUGCAUCCUUGUUUGGAAAUUUUGCAGUCCACGAAGGUUUUUCACAGAGAAAUCUUUGAUGGACAAAGCACUUUGGGAAAGGCUGCUUCAAGAUCCUUUAAAUUUUGUGACACAAUUGGACACAAUAUGGUACAGAUAGGACAGCACUCAGCCGAAUGGUCAAGAUGUAUCACAACUCCAAAGCAGAGAACUGCAGUGCCUGCUUACGAGAACGGCGUCAUGGAUACUGAACAGUUUGUCGCAGUUCAGCAACUGUUGCUGAUGGUAGACCCGGACACAUGUUGGGCAGACCUGAGUUACUGAAAUCAGUGGCGGAGCACAUUUGGACAAGAAUUGCAAUGAAGACAGAGACUUGAAAAUCUGAGAAGAGACAGCCAAUGCAUCAAUUGUGGAGAAACAAUUACGCCUUGCCAGAGUGGGUUUCUGUGAAAAGACAGACAUUUUGUCCAAGGAAAACAUUAACAACUGUUGUACAUCGAAAAAGAUGCAAUGUACAGCUGUACAGUAUUUUUAACCAUCGAUCCAACAAAUUUUCUUUUUUUUUUCAAAAGUAAUAUUGGAAUCUCGAAUGCUACCAAAGACGAGACUCACUUUGCGAGAGUGGUGCUUUUGCUCUGCCACACUGCGGUCCCAAGCCUCACAGUUUGGGAAGAGUUGCCAGCCAUUUUUCUCAUUUCUCUCGGGGUUUUAAAAAGGGAGAUAUCAGCCCAUCAUUAUCUUCAAAACAGAGCUGUUUCAAAACCAGAACUGUUCACAGCAGCUUUUCAGAAAAAGUAUAUUUGUCACUGUUUUUUCCUUCCUUUCUUAUCCCUGAGUGGUGGAAUCGUUGUUGGCUCACUUGGGU
Messenger RNA from Acanthaster planci (crown-of-thorns starfish), 6198 nucleotides. It is a transcript of the gene mcc, whose product is annotated as MCC regulator of WNT signaling pathway. Gene Ontology annotation, molecular function: calcium ion binding. The record is from RefSeq and is a predicted model, not a curated record. NCBI's taxonomy places the organism in Eukaryota, Metazoa, Echinodermata, Asteroidea, Valvatida, Acanthasteridae.